AUGGCUACGGCUGUCGACCAAAAGCUGCUCCGGCAAACCAAGUUCCCUCCCGAAUUCAACCAGAAGGUUGACAUGAAGAAGGUCAACGUUGAAGUGAUGAAAAAAUGGAUUGCAGGCAAGAUUUCCGAGAUUCUUGGUUCUGAUGAUGAUGUUGUUAUCGAGCUCUGCUUCAACUUACUGGAGGGUUCGCGAUUCCCAGACAUCAAGGCGUUACAAAUCUCACUCACCGGCUUUCUUGACAAGGACACUCCUAAAUUCUGUAAAGAAUUAUGGAACUUAUGCCUGAGCGCGCAAAGCAACCCUCAGGGCGUGCCCAAGGAGUUGCUGGAAGCCAAAAAGUUGGAAUUGAUCCAAGAAAAGAUCGACGCUGAAAAGGCUGCAGCGAAUGCGCAGCAACGUAAGGAUCAAGAGAAGGUUCGAGAACAAGAAGUAGAUACGGUUCGCCAAAGAGAGCGAGCAGAACGUGGUCGCGGACGUGGACGUGGCAGAGGUGGCAGAGACUUUGACUCACGUAGGCCCAGAUACUCAAGAUCGCCCCCUCCGCGUCGACGCUCUCCCUUCGGGGGUGGACCUCCACGACGAGAAGCCGAUACAUAUGUACCUGGCGGGCGUGGCCGAGGAAGAGGAGGGCGUCGAGGCCGAUCGCCAACCAGGUCCGUGUCUCGAUCCCCAUCGAGAUCACCGCCACCACGUCAACACCGACGGCGGCCCUCCCCUUCAUCAUCCCGAUCUCCAUCGUCCUCCCGCAGCCGCUCACCUCCUCGCCGGCGGGCUCGAUCUGAAAGCAGGAGCAGGAGCAGGAGUAGCUCGGGAGGCCCCGGUUUCAAGAAGCCCAGAAGAGAUUCUCACUCACAUGGUGAAAGGCGUGCACGAUCUGUCACCCGUUCUGAUCCAUCGCACUCACCAUCACCUAGAAGAAGACCUUUGAGCCGUUCGAGAUCAACGAUUAGUCGAAGUCCAAGCCCUCGACGGCACGGUCGCCGCUCAAGCCGAACCUAUGCUUCGUCGGCUUCGAGAUCACGGUCCAGGUCACUCAGUGGAAGGCGAGGAAACGUUGGAGGCAGGCGUUAUAGGAGAUCACCCUCUUAUUCUUCCGACGAUCGAGGAAGCAACAGGCGCGCUGAUGUUCUCAAAGGUCGAAAUGCACACGAUAAUCGUCGUCUUAGCCGAAGCCCGAGCCCGACUCCGUACCGGCGCAGACGCAGCACCAGCAAUAGCGCAAGUCCUGGUGCACGAAGACAUCACAAACGAAGAAGCUCACUCCGGCGGUAUGAGCCUGCAGCUCGGAGACGUCGUAAUACCUCCUCUGGGUCAUCCCCUGAACAGAAGCGACGCAAGCGUGACGAGUCGGGAGGAGAAGGGCUCGGCAGGAGGUCUGUCGAUGGCGAAGGAGUGGGCGAGACGGACUCAUGA
Exophiala spinifera is the source of this 1413-nucleotide messenger RNA. RefSeq lists its product as uncharacterized. The coding region runs from base 1 to 1413 and encodes 470 amino acids. Gene Ontology annotation, cellular component: spliceosomal complex. Gene Ontology annotation, biological process: regulation of mRNA splicing, via spliceosome; mRNA processing. Lineage: Eukaryota; Fungi; Ascomycota; Eurotiomycetes; Chaetothyriales; Herpotrichiellaceae. The record is from RefSeq and is a predicted model, not a curated record. Gene Ontology annotation, molecular function: RNA binding. The transcript has 4 exons.